AUGACUUCAGAUAAUCUUACCCCUACUACUAAAUCAACUCCGUCUGAGAAUCCCGCUGGUUCAACCGAGACAUCCUCAUCUUCCUCAUCAACUGCAAAAUCUAAUCUUGAUAAUGAUGUGAGUGAAAGUGGUUCUAUUUCGUCAUCUACUAGUAUAGAUUCUACUCCGAUCACACCACCUCGAUCAACUACUCCAUUACAACUUAAUUAUUCGGAUUCAACCAUUACCCCUACUGAACCACAAACUCCUCCUCCAAGUCAUUCUAGAGAUGGUUUGAAUUUCCUUGAUGGUUCCGGAAGUAGUAAUGAUAGUUCAGUUAAUACAUCACCUUUCAAAUUACCUCAGUCAAUACUAAAGAAUCUCACUCCUACUAAAGCUCGUCGAAGUAAUUCGGAAAAUCAUAGUCAUCAUCAUCAUCAUCACCAUCAUCAUCAUGAAUUAAGUAAGAUUAGAAGAGAAGGGAUCUUGAAAGCCAGACGGGAUAAACUAAUUAAGAAAUCAAAGCGUAUUCAUGAAAAACUAGAUCAAUUAAAAAAGAUUAAUCAAUCAAUUCAACAAAAUCGUAUUCAAAGAUUAACUACCGAUUAUCAUCGUGCUGCCGAAAGAAGACAUAAAUAUCUUCAAGACAUUAAACGAAGAGCAUCAACUGGAGCAUGUAUAGUGAAUGCCAGUCUUAUUACCAAUGAAAAGAUCAUGAAUGAUAUAGAACCUACUCCAUCGAGCUCAAAUAGUCAAACUUCCACCGAGUCAACUGCCAACAAUGAACUGAAAUUUCAACAAUAUGUCCAUGAUAAAGAAGUCAAGGAGAAAUCAGUUCAUAUCCUUAAAUCUAAAAUAUUAACAAAAUAUGAACAUCUAUCUCCAGGAGAAAUUUUUGACCAAUUUGGAAAGGAUAAACCCAUGGCAAAAGAUAUAACAUUCAUCUUACAACAUUAUGGCGUUCCUCAUACUUUUGAUUCCUGUCGAUUAUUCUUUGGAGCAUUUAUAAUGGAACCUGAAUUUAAUAAGUGUGUUGGCGAACAUUUCCGGUCUAAUCCAAUGUUUAAUUCCAAUUUACCUAAUCAAGAAUCAAGAAAUUAUCUAAAAUGUUUUAUUUGGUUAUUAUUGUAUAAAUUCAGUCAUGAAUUAAUCAUGGAUUUUGAACAAUUAUUAAUUAAUGGUGAUGAAGGAGAUAGUAAGGCAAUGUUCAUAAAAACUUGGAAAUCGUAUUGUUUUGUGUUUAAAAUCUUUAAACAAUUAGAUUAUCAAGAUCUUAAUAAGAUGAUUGAUUCAGCUAUAAAUACGGUCAAUACUCAACUUGAUUUAAUUGGGAAUGAUCUUAUGGAUCAAGAAGAUGAAGCAAUAGAAGACUCUGAUGAUACUGAUUACUAUCAAGCUAUUACCAAUCAUAAACAAAAUUUCCUUAAAGAAAAGAAACAAUUGAAUUCAUUAUAUGAUCAAUCUAAACAAGAUGAAUUUUUCAAUGAUGAAGAGAGUCAAACGUUUUUAUUAUCGCUUAAUCAUGAAUUACAAUUCAAUCAAUCUUUAACAUCUUCCUCUGAUGCACGAAGAUUACAUCGGAAGAAAUUUCAUAUUCCGCAUCUAAAGUAUUUAACUUCGAUAAAUUGGCGUCAUUAUUGGUUUAAAGCAUAUUUUUCCCAAUUACGUAAUUCAAACAAGACUCAAUCUCAUAUCAGUAUGAAAACGGGGAUUUUAAAAUUAUCCAUGACAAACUCAAAUUCAAAUUUGGUCAACGACUUUAUUGAUAUUAAUGAUGUUUAUAAAUCAUUACACAUCCUUAAAAGUGAUUAUUCACAUAGAGUAAAUUGGUCAUCAAGAUCUGAAUUACGAGAUUUGGUACACAGUUUAUCGAUUGAUUUAUAUCAUUAUUAUUGUAAGACCAAUAAUAUAUCGAUUCUUCUGCAAUUUCAUUCAUUAAAUAGUGUGGCUGAGGGUGUGAGUUAUAUUCAGUAUAUUAAACAAAGUUUGUUAGAUAUUCAACGUACGAUUGAGAAACUAAAUCCUCGGGAUUAUAUUCUUAAAGAAUAUCCUCAGAAAUGUCUUGAUAUUAUUGAACAUGAUCCUGAACUUGCAUUACAAGAUAAUAUGCUAAUAUUUAGUCAUCAUAUUCAAGAAUUUGAAACUUUGGUAUCCAAUAUAUUAUUCAAUGCUUAUAAGAUUAAUUCAUUUCAGAUUUUAGUGGAAUCAGAAACUUAUCAUAUCAUUGAAGAUUGUCGGAAUGCAAAUGUUUUAUAUUCGAAACAUUUUGUUAAUUCACCUCAUUUAUUAUUUCCUCGAUUUUAUAAAUUCUUAAAAGUAUUCAAGAACAAUAAUCACCUUGAUUUGAAUAAUUAUUUACAUAUUUUAGAAUCGACUUCAUAUAAUUUCAAGAAAGAAGUUGAUUCGAAAGCGUUAAAUUAUUUUCAAAUGAUUUAUUUUGAUGUGUUGGUUUAUACUGUUGGAAAGUGGGAUAAUGAUGUGAUAUGUGAAGAUGAAUUGAAUUUAUUCUAUUGUGAUAAAAUGAUGAGUUAUCGAUAUGAGAUUAAAAAAUUCAUAAAGUCUAAUGUGUUGACAUAUAUAUUAUCAUCAUUUAACGUAUCUGAUUUGAAUAAUUGUUUUAAUAAGAUCUUGGAAUCAUCCGGAAAAGUCUAUAAAAGAAGGGUAUCAAAAUUUGAUAAUAAAGAUGGUUUUGAUUAUGAAGAAAUCAGGCUUAGGGCAUUUCUUAUGUCGGAGUUGAAUAUUGCUGAAGUUACAGUUGAUUCUAUUAUUCAUGUUUAUAAACAUUCAAAUCAUCUUGAGUCUGUAUUCAUGAGUAAAUUCACGACAUUAUUAAAGGAUUUCACAGCCACACCAUAUUCUCUUAAGAUGAAUCAAGCGUUGACUUCGGUGUUCCCAUGGUGUAAGUCGGUUACAUCAUCAUUAAUUAUGAAAAUUCGUGAAUUGAUUGUAUUCUUUACUAAUGUGUAUGGUCAAAUAUUUACCUGGAUUUAUCAAGAUUUAGGUAGGCCUUAG
Scheffersomyces coipomensis is the source of this 2991-nucleotide messenger RNA. RefSeq lists its product as uncharacterized. The record is from RefSeq and is a predicted model, not a curated record. The coding region runs from base 1 to 2991 and encodes 996 amino acids. The transcript has a single exon. NCBI's taxonomy places the organism in Eukaryota, Fungi, Ascomycota, Pichiomycetes, Serinales, Debaryomycetaceae.